GGUGCCAGAGCUUCAUAACAUGUCAGUCCAUAUACUUAACAGGAAGAAGGUAGAAGACACAUUAGAGUGCUUUCGCAAAGGAGGACCCAGCAGAGUGCAGGUCAUUUCCGAUUUUGACAUGACUCUAACUAGAUUUGCCUACAAUGGGACACGUGUCCCCACUUGUCACAGUAUUAUUGACAACAGCAGGCUGAUUUCAGAAGAAGGGAAAAAGAAGGGCAUUUUGCAGGGGUUCAAAGGUGAUCUCAUUCACACGUACAACAAGCAUGAAGGAGCUCUGAAGAAUUCUGGCCAUUUUGAGAAACUUGACGAUAAACGUAAUGUCAUCUUGUUGGGUGACUCCUUGGGAGACCUCCAGAUGGCUGAUGGAGUUGAGAACAUGGAAAACAUCCUGAAGAUUGGUUAUCUGAAUGACAAGGUGGACAAGCUUAGGGGCCAGUAUUUGGAGGGUUAUGACAUUGUGUUGGAGAAGGACGAAACGCUGAACGUUGUGAACGCCAUUCUGCAGUACAUCUCGGCUCAGAACUGAAAAAGGCCAGACGUGCGUACCCUUUUAAUCUUCAUCUGCUUCAAGAGGAAGCUCACCAGACCAGCACCUAAAUAUGAAAGCCAGCAUUCUUCCACAGUGGCCUGAAAGCACACGGUUCCACUCCAUGUUUUAAAGUGACUCAGGUCAUGGCUGCUUAUCUGAAGAGAAGCACUUUAAAAACCGCACUCUUUAACCUGCACGUGAAUAUAUAGUGCUAGGGAAAGAUAGUCACGUGCUAGGGAUGGAUGGAUAGAUAGAUAGAUAGAUAGAUAGAUACUUUAUUAAUCCCAAGGGGAAAUUCACAUGGAUUCACAAAUGAAGACACUUCAAGCUAAAUUCUUUUAUUUAUAUUUUAAUAAUGGAAAAAAAAUAUUUUGGAUGGGAUUGUUCUCUAUAUCAGUAUUUGGUAUGAAGUGCAUUAUUGAAAGUACAAAUGUCUUGUCAUGGACAACAACAGAAGAGGAAAUUCGGUAUUGUAUGUGAAAUGUCAGCUUGCGAAAAAUUAGAAAAGCAGUUGAACUUGCCUAAGCCAUACUGUGAGGUCAAGGCUCAUGGAAGCUGCGUAACUGUCUGGCUUCUUACCUGAAGGAAAUGGGUAAGUUUUAAAUUUCUCAAUCACAGAUGUGAGCUCAAGCUUCACUUAACACUCUUUUUGUGCCCCUUUAUAAAAGUGAUCUCUAUGAGAGGAACUUAUCUGAGAUUGGCGAGCUGGUAAUGAAGCUUAUUUACAUCAUUGUCAUUCUUGAGUAAUUGAUUUCAAAUUCUAAUUAUGUUUCUUAAACCCAUUUUUGACAAAUAUGUUUUAAAUGCUGUAGCACGGUAUUCAUUGUCAAAAAUAAACAAACUUCCUGCCUUUAA
Molecule: messenger RNA, 1387 nt
Organism: Polypterus senegalus (gray bichir)
Lineage: Eukaryota; Metazoa; Chordata; Cladistia; Polypteriformes; Polypteridae
Product: cytosolic 5'-nucleotidase 3-like
Exons: 5
Coding region: 20-529 (169 amino acids)
Cellular component (GO): cytoplasm
Molecular function (GO): 5'-nucleotidase activity; magnesium ion binding
Source: RefSeq, a predicted model, not a curated record